ACACGAAUCUCCAAAUGCUUCACAAGGCUCUGUGGUCGAUAUCCAAGAGUCCGCGAAGCCUCAGACAUGCAUUAGCGUUCUAAUGUCAGAUUCUUGUACUUGUACGUGCAUUUGUGGUCUAUUUGUAAGCCAACAGUGAGGACCUUCGCUAGGCAACUGUUUAUCAGGCACUUUUGGUACGUCCCAGUGUGGUGCAGCUUGUCUCAGUUUUAUCUCCACCAAGCGUUCUUCGCAUCGGCAUUCUCGCGUUGUUCCGCCAAGUUCGUCGCUGCAAGCAUUUCUUCAGUACACUGUUUUCACUCGUCUAGCGAUCAACAUGGCGACAAAGUUUGUAUCUGUUCCUAUUGUGGACCUCGCGCCGCUUUCUACCGUAGAGCUAUCCGAAGAAGCUCUCAUAGCCGUAGCAAAAGAGCUUCACGAGGUGUUCGCAACUACGGGGUUUGCAUACCUCAUCAACUCGCCACUAUCCUUCUCCAACGAAGAAAUUCUCGGCUUGGCGAGGGAGUUCUUUUCAAUCGACGAGGAAAAGAAGAUGGCACUAUUUCCCUGCUCAGCACAGUGUGAUAAUUUCAAAGAAGGGUUCGAAAUGGGCUGCUGCACUCCCAACCGCUCGUCAUCAACCUCAAGCGACUCCCCCUUUACCCUGACCGAACCUAAUGUAUUUCCUCCUCUAUAUACGUUCCCCUCGCGACAUCGUUUGGAAAUUCUCUACACAGAACUCCUAUCCCUCUCCAGAACCCUCCUCGCCCUCCUCGCACUGUCUCUGGAAAAGCCUAGCGAAGCCUUCACCGAGCUGCUCACCCACAGCGUCAGCACCCUGUGCCUGCUACAUUACCCCGCCGUUUUACCGUCCGCGCCCAGCCAGGAGCUCAGCUGCUCAGAGCACACAGACUCCGGACUGCUGACGCUGCUGGUCCAGGACGCCACCGGCGGACUGGAGGGGCGCAACGCCGCGGGCGAUUGGAUCCCUGCACCGUACGUGCCCGGGAGCCUAGUCGUUAAUAUUGGAGAUCUGAUGGCAAUGUUGAGCGGAGGAAAAUUUGUCGCGACCUCACAUCGGGUGCAAAGCGUGAAGACGGAAAGGUUCAGUGUUCCGUUUUUCUGCGAACCUGGGGCCGAUGAAUGGGUCGGAGAGAAGGGGAAGAAGGUUCGGUACGAGGACUGGGUUCUUGGUAAGAUGAAGAGUUAG
Molecule: messenger RNA, 1189 nt
Organism: Pseudomassariella vexata
Lineage: Eukaryota; Fungi; Ascomycota; Sordariomycetes; Amphisphaeriales; Pseudomassariaceae
Exons: 2
Coding region: 317-1189 (290 amino acids)
Source: RefSeq, a predicted model, not a curated record